Molecule: messenger RNA, 3423 nt
Organism: Tricharina praecox
Lineage: Eukaryota; Fungi; Ascomycota; Pezizomycetes; Pezizales; Pyronemataceae
Product: WD40-repeat-containing domain protein
Exons: 5
Coding region: 1-3423 (1140 amino acids)
Biological process (GO): mitotic spindle organization; regulation of mitotic cell cycle
Cellular component (GO): mitotic spindle
Molecular function (GO): protein binding
Source: RefSeq, a predicted model, not a curated record
AUGGCUGGUGUCUUCACUCCCGCUUCGAGGUCAUCCACGGGCGGAUCCGUGAAACUCACCCCUAACAACUCCCCCGGAUACUUCUCUCGGGGAGGACCCAGUAGUAACAAUAGCAAUAGUUCGAACCCAAAGGCGCCGACGAAGCGUCAGUUCUCGGCCUCCACCAGCUCCACGUUCCCCGACAGCAGUCUGUCGCUGAGGCGCGUUAUCGGCUGCUCGACCAAUGCCUUCGAUAGCCACCCUCCCACGCGAUCGUUUGCGUAUACCGCCGGUGCUGCCGCCGUCGUAGUCACCCUCGAUGACAACCUACAUGUCACCCAACGAUUCUUCAGGGCGCGGCCGAACGCCCCUACGCUUACAUCCGCUGCAGCGGGGGCGCAUCUCACACCAUCAUCCACACCUCAGAGCGAAAGUAGAGUCCGUGCGGCGGCUUCCCUACGCGAAGCGGGUAUCGGAUACACACCGUCCUCGGCCGGGGCGUCGUUCGGCGACGACAGUUCGAACGGAAAGACGUGGACGGCGAGGGAGAGGAUAAAGGCGGCCACGUGCCUGUCGUUCAGCCCCGAUGGAAAGUGGUUAGCGGUCGGGGAGACGGGAUAUAACCCGCGCGUAUUGAUCUUUUCCAUGUCGAAGGAUGUCCAGAGCGACGUGCCUGUGGCGGCGAUGUCGGAACAUACUUUCGGCGUCAGAGAUGUAGCUUUCAGUCCAGAUUCAAAGUACUUGGCGAGCAUAGGAACCGCGAAUGACGGAUUCAUAUAUGUUUGGUCGUUGAACCCCAGCAAACCCGGACUCGUCCAACUCCAUGCGAGCAAUAAAUGCACGAGCUUCAUCCGACAGAUUGCAUGGAUGGGCAGGACACUGGUGACAGUUGGAACCCGCCACGUGAAAUUAUGGAGAACCGAAGAAGAUGUUUGUGACGGCCGAAAAUCGAAACGAAAGUGGAGGCUGACCCGCAAGCAACAGAAGCCAAAUGCCUCGGGUCCGGUCGUUUUGCACGGCCGUAACGCGCUCCUCGGGAACAUGUCGGAUUCGACCAUGAGCUGCAUCGUGGGGAUAUCGGAGGACAAGGCCGUGGUGUGCUCGGAGCGGGGCGAUAUUUGUCUGCUCGAAGAGGCAGGCAUGCGGUUCUCGAAGGUGGCCGACGCCGGCUUUGGCGUGCAUUGCAUCGCGGUCGACGUCGAGCGCAAAUUCGCCUGGGUCGCCGGUAAGAAUGGCAGCCAUAGUGCUCUGGUACUGGCGAAUAUCGUCCCGCCGACCCCGCCGGCUUCUCCAUCGUCUUCGCGAUCCAGCUCGCCGGUUCUUCCGUCGGGAUGUCGCCGUGCCGAUGUCGUCGCCAUGGCCUCAAUGUUUGGCCAUCUGUUCACCCUGGAUUCGAAUCGGUCUCUGAAGAUAAUUAAUAUGUCCACGGUCGAUGGCGUGCCCGUGCCGAACUCUAUGGUCCGUGAGCUCCCUGCGCACAAGGAUGCAUGUUUGGGUGUCAGGCCGCUCCCUCGCAAUCACCCCUCGGAGGCAGCUUUCUUCACCUGGUCGGCCGGAGGUGCUGUUUUGUUUUGGUGCUUGGAUGGAAUCUGCAAGGCCGAAUUCCAGGUCAUGUUGGAGCAACCGGCAGAAGGCGAGGAUGAUGUCAGCAACGAACUGAAGGUUGUUAGGGUUUCGGAUGAUGGGACGUUUUUCGUGUCUGGAGACAAAUACGGAGUACUGCGUGUCAUCGAUGGCGAAUCUUUCGAACAUUACUACGAUGUCAAGGCACACAGCGGCGAGAUCAUGGAUAUCACCAUGCACCAGGAUACCAUCGUCAGUUGUGCCAGGGACCGCACGGCUCAGGUGUUCAAAAGGAUAAAUGGAACCUGGACUUUGUCUCAGACGCUGGAUGAUCAUACCGCCAGCGUUCAGAGGGUGCUCUUGUUGGAGAAUGGGAACAAACUGUUGUCCUGUUCGACGGACCGAACGAUAGUGAUCAGAGAGUUGUGUCACCGAGAGGCACUCGACGGUACCGUUACGGACGCUUACAUUCCGCUGCGAACACUCAACACCAAGGCGUCACCGAUCCAUUUGGCACCGCUGUCUGAUUCCGCUUCGACGUUGCUGGUGUCAACUCUCGACCGUCAGAUCAUCAAAUACGACCUCACUAACGGGAAGAUUAUCAACAGCUUCAAAGUCACGGAUGAGACUGGGGAUUCCGUCGUCAUGGAUGCCAUCACACUAUCGGAGGACAAGGGAAAGCCCAGGAUCAUCGUGGGCACUUCGACUACGGACAAGAGCAUACGACUGUACGAUCUCAACGGAGGUUUGGUUGAUAAGGAGUGGGGGCAUACGGAGGGUGUCAGCGAUGUUUGUCUUCUGGAAGUCGGAAAGGAACGGGAGGGAGGAAGUACGACUGUCAUCAGCACUGGAACGGACGGCACGAUCAUGAUUUGGGAUUUCUCGGAACGGGGGUCACAGGGAGUGAACGGCAACGGGACACCAAGUCGUGAUUUGGAGGUUACACCGCAGAGGGAUCUGACUGCAGCUCGGACUCCGUUGAGGAGGGUUCUUAGCAGGACGGAAUUGAUGGACUUUACACCGAGAGGUGGUAGCGGUAACAAUUCGGAAUUCUCGGGGGUCUCGGGCAGCAAGUCGGUCGGAAGCACAUCUCCACCGAGGCCGCUCAGGAAGAAGGGGUCAUUGUACGGACUGAAUAGAACCCUCUCGGCGGUUUCGAAGGCUGGGAAUGCGGUCCAGCAACAGACUAUAACGCAAUCGCAAGCGCAGCAGAACCAGUCGUCCACCUCAUCUGAAGACUCGUUGGUCUCGCCGUCGACGCCGACAGCAGUAAUAAACCCCGCCAAUGCCAAUGGCCGGGAAAGCCGGAAAGCCCGCGGGAGGACACCGAGUCCACCUGACGAGAAGACGCGGCUGGCUGCACCGCCAAGACGGUUAAGCUGCGAUGCUAGGUCGUCUACCAGAGGACAGAGUAGAACGCGCGUCAAGAGCGAUGCCAACAGCAAUGGUCCCGGGUCCAUGAACGCACUAGCGCAGAGUCUGACGCGGAGUCUGCGGAGCUUCCGAAAACGUGUCGAGCAAACGGGCCUGACGGAAAACGGUGCCCUCCGGCCAGAGAUCAUGAGAGGCCUUCAACGCGAACUGGGAUUGACCGUCAAGGAACUGGGUGGCGAUGACAAGAGCGGAGAGCGUGACGGAGAGAGCAGUUCCGGAGACGACGAUACAAUGGCGGCGAUGUUGGAGGCAUAUUCGAGCAAGCUCUUGAGUAUGGUGAACGAUAGACUGGAAGAGCAGUUCCAGAAGAAGGAAGAGGAAGGGCAGCCGAAGACGAAUGGCAUAGCUGCGGCCAAGAUGGACGUUCGCGUCAAUGGAGAGAGUAGUAACGGCAACGGACUGGACCGAAGGAAAUCCGGAAGAGCCGAAGUGACAGGAGAGGGUUAA